GGUUCUUCCCCCAGUGACAGCCGGGAGAGGUUCCCGCCUUCUCUGACGUCACCGUGAGGCCGGCUCCGGAGCGCAGCGAACGCAAGAUGGCGGCCACCACGGGCUCGGGUUGUAAAGUUCCUCGUAAUUUUCGUCUUUUGGAGGAGCUGGAGGAAGGUCAGAAGGGUGUGGGCGAUGGGACGGUUAGCUGGGGUCUGGAAGACGAUGAGGACAUGACACUCACAAGAUGGACCGGUAUGAUAAUUGGACCUCCUAGGACAAUUUAUGAAAACCGAAUAUACAGCCUUAAAAUAGAGUGUGGGCCUAAAUAUCCGGAAUCAGCUCCGUUUGUUAGAUUUGUAACAAAAAUAAAUAUGAGUGGAGUGAAUAAUUCAAAUGGUGUGGUGGAUCCCAGAGCCAUAUCAGUUCUAGCAAAAUGGCAGAAUUCUUAUUGCAUCAAAGUUAUUCUGCAAGAACUACGGCGUAUAAUGAUGUCUAAAGAAAAUAUGAAACUUCCUCAGCCGCCUGAAGGACAAUGUUACAGCAAUUAAAAAAACAAAACAAACAAAAAAAACACAACAAAAAAGGAAAAAAAAACACACAAAAAAAUUCAUGCCCAAUUUACAUUGAAUUUAAGCUGUCUUCAUUUUUCACAAUAGUAAAUUUUCUAGAUACAUCUUGUAGACUUCAGAGUACUGGAAAGGAAGUUCCCAAGAUAAAAGCAGUUUAUCUUGAGUGACUGUAAAUUGAUACGAAUAUAUACAUAUACAUACAUAUAUAUGUGUGUGUGUGUGUAUAUAUAUAUUUUCCUCGUGCUCCCUAUUUAAGCUCUCUUUAAGUUGUGCUAUUACAUAAUCCCAUCACGUCUAACCACUGUCUGCCUAGUUAUAACUUCUGUUCUCAAGAAAAUCUAUUUACAUUUAUUACUGUUCAAAAGGAGUGUGGUAAAUACCUCGACUGUGAAACGUAUCACACAAUCACAUUGCUGCAAAUUUCAUUUUAGGUAAUUUUUUUGUUUGCCUGAUUUUAUUCUAUUUGCUUUAGACUCAUAGUCCCAAGCUAUCUCUAAAAUGUCCUACAAAAGGGUCCCCCCCCAUCUCUCCAUUUUUAUUUUUUUUCCCCCUUUUAAUUUUUUUUUUCGUGCGUGUGUUCCCGGCUGCACACCGGGUUUCAUGGACUACUAAUGGAAUGCGUGCUAACCUGGGUCAUCCUUUACCUCCCCUCUGUGUCGUCUUUAAUAAAUGCUGAAUGUGGCA
Pelobates fuscus (common spadefoot toad) is the source of this 1235-nucleotide messenger RNA. RefSeq names its product ubiquitin conjugating enzyme E2 V1 (gene UBE2V1). Gene Ontology annotation, cellular component: nucleus. Lineage: Eukaryota; Metazoa; Chordata; Amphibia; Anura; Pelobatidae. The record is from RefSeq and is a predicted model, not a curated record. The coding region runs from base 87 to 530 and encodes 147 amino acids. Gene Ontology annotation, biological process: protein K63-linked ubiquitination; DNA damage tolerance. The transcript has 4 exons.